AUGGACAGCUCUCGCGCAGAGUCGCCCGUGGACCGCCCUCACUACGCGGAACAGCUUCGCAAUCGGCGAGCGCGUCGGCCGGUCAGCGUCAAUCACCCCCACCAACAGCCACCCUUCCUCCCUCCCCGCAAAUAUACCGAUCCUACCCCCCAUUCCCGCUCCUUCUUGGAAGAGAAGGAAGAGCUCUCGCCCAAUCCUCAGCAGCUCGAUGUUGACCUGGACGCGUACUCCAUCACGGACGACGAGACUGUCCCGGGCGCAACGCUCAGCUUUGUCACCACCUCCACCGAGUCGACGACCAGCACUCCUCCCAUCGGCAAUGUCUAUGGCGCCUUCAAGCCCGACAAUAUCGACUCCAAGGAGCCUCGGAUACGUAUGCGCACCACCACUGGUCGUGCCAACGCGUACAGCUCCGCCGAGAGCAGUAUGGGCUCGGGCGCGUAUUCUUACCACUCGUACUCGGACAAUCACGUCUACCACCCUCACCCUCCUCCUCUUCCCGCCAUGCCUCUCGCCUACGCCCAUGAGGCGGAACGAGUCGGUCUCGGCCUCAACACGGUCCUCCCGCAUCGCUUUUCCCCUACCGGAAGCUCCAGCGGUCUCCCCGACUCCCCUGCCACCUCCUAUCAGCACCGUCCAUGGCAUCGCGACGUAUCCAAGCAUAUCCGGAACGAGUCAGCUUCGACGACAACCACGUCCUCGGGCUCGGAUGAUGGGCUGGGCGCGACCAGCUCGCCAGACGCCAUGACGUACCAUUUCAACGGGUACAAUCUGUCGGAUCAUAUCCCGUGGGGAGGCGUGGCGGCAGUGGAGAAGGAGGCCAAGGCGUUAUUGACGGUGGAAGAAGGGCGGGAAACGAUAUUUGAUGCGGUGCGAUUGGGUGCAAUGGGCGGCGUGGGCGCGUUAUCAGAUGAGGCAAUGCGGAGCUUAGCUGGUGACACCCACCUCGAGGAGCUCAACAUCAACAACAACCCCCUGCGCCAGCUUCCGGUCUGGAUGUCGGAGCUCGGCAGUUUGCAUGUUCUGGCGGUUGACGGGUGUGGUCUAGCGGGCAUACCAGCAGAGAUGAGCCAGCUCAACCACCUCCACACAAUAUGCGCCCGCCGAAACAAGUUGACCUCUCUUCCCGCGUGGCUCUGCCUUUUGAGCCAACUCGAGACGCUCCGCGUGGACGACAACCCCUUUGCUCCGGAAUGGUGCUCGGUCGUCCAGCCCAUCCUCGCCGGUCCCUCGCGUAUAGCCCGCCCUGCCUUCCGCGACACACCUCAGGCGCCCUCAUUGAGCUCAUCCUCCACCUCCUCGGUCCACAAGCUCGCCUCGGUCCCGUCAUCCUCGGCGGACCCUGUCCAGACGGUGUACGUUCCCCUCCGGCCAAUUGCAGAAGACAACCACCCCCACUCUGCGCCGCUCCGCCCAGACCCAAUAAAAAGUCCCGCCACGUCAGACUUUGUCAUACCCUUUGGCGGCGGGAAUCGGUUACGCAAGAUGCGGUCCGCGGGAACUCUGCUCAACAUCCGCUCGGUCAACGUUAGCUCCCCGGUCGACGACCACCUCCUCUCGCCAACCUCUGCCGGGCCGACCCUCCAGCCACCAUCGGCGGGACGGUUCGACGGUCUUGGUUCGGCGGUCGGGCGGCGAGCGAGUACCUCCACACACGAAGAGGAACCCGUCUCGGCAGGCAUGACAGCCAGUACCUCGGGCAAGUCUCACAAGUGGGGCUUUCUUCGGAAGAUGUCCAUGCAGCGGCUCCGGGGCGACAAGCCAUCGCUUACGGCGUCGGCCUCGUCCAACGUCAAGCUCAUGCCGCCUCCGCUCAAGCACAACGACAGCGAGCCCGGGCCGAGUCGGCCACUCCCACCUCGCCCCGCCAUGCUUACAGUCCAGUCCGCCAUGACGUUGCCCACGCGCCAGUCGGUCGGGAUUGAGGACGAGAUCUCUGAGUUUGGCGCUGGCUCCCGGCUCCAAGCCGGAACCCUCCCCGCCCCAUCGUCCUCCUUCUGGGCACACGGCGGAGCUACGGCCAGGAAGCCCAAGCGGAGAAGCUUCCUCCCUCUCGACAAUCCACCCACUAUCAACAUCCAAAUACCCUCCGCUUCCCCCUUCAUGCCCUCUGCUGAAAGCUUCCACGGCGACCGGAUGGAAGUCCUUCCCACCCUCCCCUCGGAAGAGACCAUCGCCGACGACACCCUCACUGCGUCGUCCUCCCUUGCCGACGAACUCCAGGCCAUCUCGGAUGCCGAUUCCGAGGCACGCUACGCGCAAGGUCUCGAGUCCAUCAAGUCGUAUCUUCGGGACUUGUUCGAUCUUUCGCGACCGGUCAUUGAGCCGUACGGCGGGUUCGAGAUGGUCCCAGAUACCUCGGUGUCCAAUCCCGGAAGCCCGGCGAGCGGCCUUCGGAGUAGCAUCGCGGACCGGCGGCGACAGCAGUCUAUCCUGGAGAAGCACCGAAGUGGAAGUCCUCUGAGCUUGGACACCGCUCCAAAUGAUCAGGAUUUCGCGCCGAGCGAGGACUGCGGGAAGAAGUUCAAGAAUGACCCGUCCAAGCGGGCGCGCAUCCUCAGGGAGAUCUACGAAACCGAAAGAACAUACGUCCGCGGUCUUGGCGAGCUCGUCAACAUCUACGUCCGCCCUUCCGGUCUCCCGGUCAAGCCUGGUCAGACCGAAACGGUUGUCCCCGCGGCGGAACGCAAGAUCGUCUUUGGCGGUAUCGAAUCCAUACUCACCAUUCACCGCGAAAACCUCCUCCCCGCGCUCGAAAAGGCCGUCAAGCCUCUGCUCGAAGGUACCGACGAUGAGGCGGGCGAGCUCUCCGCUCACACCGCCCACGUCGUCGGCGAGGUCUUCCGCACGUACAUCACGUACAUGAAGCAAUACUCGACCUACAUCAACAACUUUGACAAUGCACUCUCGCGCAUGCAGUCAUGGAUCGCCACCUCGGGCGCGGUCACUCCGUCUUUUGGCAAGUCGGGAAGUCCCACCAUCGCUUCCAUCGCCGGACUGGCGGCGUCGAGCGGGGCGGGCAGCGUAGGGAUGAGCCCCACUACCUCUCUCGGGGCGGACGGCGUCCCCCACUCUGGCGGUCACAUGAAUAAGGACCAAAAGCGCCGGGUCAAGCACUUUCUCCAAAAGUGUCGCCAACAUCCCCUCCACAGCCAAAUCAACCUCGAAUCGUACCUCCUCCUCCCGGUCCAGCGGGUCCCGCGGUACAAGCUUCUUCUCGAGGACCUGGCGAUGUGUACCCCACCCUCGGCGGAAGCUCGGGAUGCUCUCGACGACGCGCUCAACGAGAUCGCCGGACUCGCCAGCCUCAUGAACGAGGAAAAGCGGGAUUCCGAGUCCCGUCUCCGCCUCUACCACUGGCAGAAACGCAUCACCUCCCGCGGCCCCUCCCCUCUCGUCCAGCCCCACCGCAAACUCAUCAUUGACGGUACCCUCACCCUUAUCCGGCUCGUCAAAAAGGCGUCAUCCUUUAUCGAGGUCGACACCACCCUCAUGGUUGACGGCGACGCGACCGUCAUGCCUUCCAAAGCGGUCGUACCCGUCGAGCACCUCCACCCGGAACCGAUGGACCGUCAGAUGGCGCUCAUCCUGUGCUCGGACUUGAUGGUGCUUGUCCAGCCGAGGAGUGGGUCGGCGGAGGGGAUGGUGGAUCUGUACAAUGUGCUGCGGAUGAGUACCGUUAGGGAGCCGGCGAGUAUAGUGUAUGGGGAUGUACUCCGGGUCGUCGACAAUAAGUCCAUUUACUACUUUAGCGGCUCAUCACCUACCAACAUCCUCGAAUGGUGUCGAGCCAUCAACUCUGCUCGUAGAAGAUGA
Messenger RNA from Dioszegia hungarica, 3816 nucleotides. RefSeq lists its product as uncharacterized. The record is from RefSeq and is a predicted model, not a curated record. Gene Ontology annotation, molecular function: guanyl-nucleotide exchange factor activity. Bases 1 to 3816 code for a protein of 1271 amino acids. Gene Ontology annotation, biological process: intracellular signal transduction. The transcript has 5 exons. NCBI's taxonomy places the organism in Eukaryota, Fungi, Basidiomycota, Tremellomycetes, Tremellales, Bulleribasidiaceae.